UCUGGGCUCUCCAUCCCCACCUGCAGGUUUGGAGUAUAAGAAUAGACCAAGAAUCUCAACAUUUUAGGGGGUAGGGGAGAGUGGGUUAAGAUGAGACAUUUUUCAUAUUUCAGAUCUCUACAUCAAGGCAAUCAUAGUUUUGUCUCCAACUAGUGUAUCUGAAUAUAUUUCAAGAUGUUGUGCAUCCCUGCAAACCAACAGGAAGAGUGUAAACAUAACUGUCUUGAUAAUAUAGCAUGCCAAAGAAAAGUGGUCUCCUAUGGUCAACUUACCCUGUGUAUGGGGUAAGUUGACCAUAGGAGUGGGGUAAGUUGAGCCGUAUCCCUCCUACCCCCCACUCUCCACCCCAGCCCUCCCUCACCUUCUCUCUCCCUAAAUAACAGUCACUUCUUCACAUUUAUGUUUAUUUUUAUCUAUGACACACUAUUCAACUGGUACAAUCAUUCUUUCUAUUAUUAUUGCAUAUAACUGCUAAAAAGCAGUUUGUAAAAAGCCAUUUUCACGUGAGAAUGACUUAAAGUGAUUCAGAACAUUCACAGCUGUAUUUUUGAAAAGACAAAGUCAAAUAUUUCAACAAUCUGAACCAACUUACCCCAGAACUACUAUGAUGACUUUAUUAGUCCUCUAAGCUAAAAUGGUGGACUUGUAUGCCAGGUUUUAUGACUUCAUGUUGAAGCUCAUCGAUACCACAAUUGAUGGAUAAGACAAAUUUAAAAUGAUCUUUUUUGGUCUGAACACAAUUGUAAUCAAACUUAUGACAAACUAAAUUCACUUUCAAGAGUGAAAAAUGUUUUUUUUUAAUAAAUGUCUGACCCCUUCACCCAUGUGCUUCUAACUUUCAGACUCCAUGAAUUGAUGCCCAUCUCCUAAAUAUUUGGUCACAUGAUCAAUUUCUUUUACAGCUGGUGGACUGCUAAAAGAUUUCAAACAUACAAGAAAUUAACAUAAAAAAGAUGUGAUAUAAUUGGUCAAAUUUGUGGAAACUGCAUAUUGCAAAGUCAUAGCCUAAUGUUUUUUUUUCAUUAAUUCAUGAAAAAUCCAUCAAAAACAUCACUUUUUACCACCAAUAAGUAGAUUUUGAUAAGCAUGGAAUGAUGAAAUUCAACAUAACUUCCUUUUUUAACUUCCAAGCCCUGAACUUGGGGGAAACAGCCUUCUCCGAUGCCACCCCCACCCUCUGAAAUUCACUCCCCAAACCCAUUUUAGACUGUCCAGACGCCCAAACUUUCAAAUCACUCCUAAAAACACACCUUUUAAAAUUGGCUUUUAACCUUUGAACUGUUCUUUUAUUGUCUUUUCAGAUUGUGUCUUUUUUAACCUUUUGCAUUCUUGGUUUUAUUUCUCAAAAUUUUCUGUAUUUUAAAUUCUGUUUUUUAUUUUAUUUGUUUCUUUGUAAGGCAUCUUUGAGCACCUGUAAAAGCACGUUAUAAAUAAAAUUGAUUAUUAUUAUUAUUAUUAUUAUUAUUAUUAUUAUUAUUAUUAUUAUUAUUAUUAUUAUUAUUUUAAAAUUAAUCCUUAAAAAUUAUUCUUGAUGUUUUUUUUUUCCUUUUAGAUAGCUGCUCAAAAAUUCAAAACUCCAUUGCGGCAAUAUUUUACUGAGUCAAAAGUUUGCUCUUCUAAAUUUAGAUAAUGAAAUAAUCACUUCAAUUCAGCAUUUGUUUCUAAAUCAUUAUUACUAUUAAAUAGUUGUAUUUGUUAAAUGAAGACAAAACAGCAACAGUGUGACAUUGGCAAUAUAUAUUAGCCAUCAACCAACAUGCUCUCUCAUUAUCUGUAUUUGCAUUGGCCAUUGAAAAAGUGACAUUGAUCGACCCUUUAAAAGGUUAGAAGGACCUCCAGCCUAUUUUGGCCCAUAUAUAUAUUUACACAAGAAGAUAAAAAACUUUUUGAAGUUUUGAAAACUUAAAUGUGCAUUAAAGGCAAAAAGAUUUCAGAUAGACAUUCUCAUAGUAACUCUAAAUGCUUGGCUUACAGGAAAACCACUUUACAAGGUGUGGCAUCAUCUUUUCCUGUUUACAGCAUUCAAGAGAGCGAAACAAAGCAGUACAUCCGAGGAUCCCUGCAUUUCAUCACCUUCUUUAUUGUUUGAAGGAAUUAAAAGUAUGAACAAACACUGAAGCACACACACACACACACCUAUGAGCAAACAGGCACAGUCUCUAUUAUGUAAUCACAUUAUCUGCUCUAACAGUGAGAGAGUCAGUGGGUGGAGCCUGUCACAAGUUUCAAGGAAAGAGAAACAGGACUGUUAUUUGCAGAGUUCAGUGUUUUCUUCUGUGACUCCACUCAGCUGUCCAGAAUGACCGUAACAGUAUGGUAAGUAAAAUUAUUUAAUCUGACCCCUAAUAACUAAGUGAAGUCUGAGGCUAAAAGUGGGAUUCUUAUUUAAGCAAAGAAUUUCAUAGACAGUUAUAAGACAAUUUUUUGACACCGCUAUAGCUCUGGGUUGAGAAGGAGGAGUGUUUCAAAGUCUUGAACAGUACAGGAUUAUUGAAGUUGGAACGUUUAAAAAGGCGUUACAUGUAUUUUUUACCUAUUCAAUUUGUAGCUCCAACGUAAAUGUAUUGUUAUCUACAUUAUGUAAGAGUUUCAAGGCAGAGCUCGUUAUCAUGGUCUCAUUCCUGCUGAUCGCAUAAUUGAUUAUUUUUCUGUUACAGCUGUAACUAUGCUAUUUAUCAGGACUUCAUAUAAUCAAGGUUUUAUGAUGGUGAUCAAAGGGCAGAAUACUGUGCUACAUCUGGAGACUGCAGUUACAUUCAAAAUGUUUUAAUGCUCUACAAGAUAUUUGGAAGUGUCACCUUUUUAUUAUACUAAUAGUUCUUCUGUCACUGUAAUUCUUUUACAGAUUCGCAAAAAUGUCCCCUGAACUUCUGGGCUCCACAGCAGAUUUUCUCCACAACAUUCAAAAAUCAACCAUAUUUCUACCUCCAACCCAGGAAAGAACUCUGAUUUGACAGAAUGUUGCAGUCAAACAACCAGUACACGAAACUACGAUGGCUAUUAACCAUAGCCGGACUUCUUUUUUAUGUUGUGGACAUUUUUACAGAUGUUGCACUUGCACUAAAUUAUUUCUUGAGGGAGCAGUUUGUGUGGAGUGCUCUGACUGUGGGGUUUGUUCUAGCUGGGCUGUUUGUGACGCAGAUCUUCAGCUAUGCCUGGUACAGGGACGACAUGAGUGAUGAUGUGAUAAACCCUGAAGGAAAAACAGCAAUAUUUGGGAUGUCUAAAUGUGGACUUGCUGCAGUUCACCUGUGUGGCAUGGGCAUUUUCACCAGGUAUGGAUCGAACACUUAAAACCAAAGUUAUAUCAUUAUUCUUAUAUCUGCAUGAUAACACGUGCUGAAAUUUUCCAUGUACUGAGGAGCGUCUGCAUGUUGUGAAACAAAAUGUACAACAUGCUAAUCAUACGCUGAGGUGUCCUGGAAUGUCCAAACUGGAAUAACCACAUUUAAGCUCUUCUGUGCCCCCGGAGAUUAAGUCUUGCACAUGCAUGGUUGUCUGUGCAGUAGCAAAAUAGGAAAUUUGAAACUAUUGAAUUCACAAAUCAGCUUUCAUGUAUAUGGAGCCAAAUAACAAGGAAUGUAUUUUAAAUUAACCAGGUUGGAGCCAUACUCUUUAUAAUAAAAACUGCAAAAACAUUGGCUAAAUCAACGAAUAAGCAAGCAGUGGCAAAGGAAAACUUUCUUUGAACAGACAGAAAACUCAAGCAGAACCAGACUCAUUGGUGGGUAGCCUUCUACCACAACUGCUUGAGUGGGGAAACAGGGAAAAGAGAAAGAUAGAAAGUGAUAGACAUUCAGACAGAAAACAAGACAAAAAGAUAAAUGAAAAAAUGUUUUGUUGGCAGCCCUCCGCCAUGACUAUCGGGUUCAAAAAAAAGGGUAAUGGAAAGAGAGAUGGAUUGUGCUAAGAAGGAAGGCCAAGAGACAAAUAUGUGGUAUUGACUGUGUGUGUGUGGGGGAGGUUCUUUGUUACCAGGCAGAAACCCUGGCCAGAACCAGAUAUUUAAUAAACAGCCAUCUACCCCAAUCAUGGGCUAAGAAAAUAGAAAGAGCGAGUCAAAAAACGAUAUUUUGAAAGAAACACAGAGACACACAAGCUAUCAAUUGUUUUGCAUUAUGGUAACACAAAAAACUCCCUCCUGGUAGGCAGAAACUUUGAGUAAAACCAGAUUUAUGGAGCGAGUGGGAUGGAUAGAGAAUAUUACAAAGGCAGACAAGCAUAGAGAACAAACGGAACAAAAAAGUAUAUCACUGUUGUAACCAUCUACCUGACUUUGUUAUAAAUGUGUUUGACCUAUUUCCAGGUAUUGCCAGCUGCUGAAAAAAAGCUUCACUGUUGUUUGGAAAAAGACCAAUUUCUACACCGUGGAAGAGAAGAAAGAAGCAAACCAUAGACUGUUUUGCAUGGCGACUGAUCUGAGCAUGCUCAAACUAUUUGAGGCCUUUCUGGAAAGUGUUCCCCAACUCCUUUUGCAACUCUACAUAGUGCUGAGUCUAGGAGGGUGCUCAGUCAUGCAGUGUAAGUAGAGGAAGACACUUUGUGCAUGUUAUGAGUUUACUGUAUGAUUAUCUACAUCACAGUGUCUGUUUCUUUCAGAUUUAUCGAUUGCAUUCUCCUUCUUUAACAUCGCCUGGGCCCUAGUGGAUUAUCGCCGCUGCCUGCGCAGGUCUCUACCUCACAUCAGCGAGAUGCCCUCCGGCAUCCCCACAUGUAUCUACCUCCUCUACAAACUCUGCACCAUCACCAGCCACAUUUUCAGCUUCACACUCUUCCUCAUUCUAAGCACCUACAGCACAGUAGCUUUCACUGCCCUCUGGCUGCUGUGGACCACAUGGGCUCACCUGCUUCAGACCAACUUCUGCUCCUCAAGAGGCUUGGAGCUUUUGUACCGAGCUGUUGUUGGGGUCAUCCUCACGUUCACCUUUUUCAAUGUCAAAGGCCAGGACACCAAAGUGACCAUGACACUUUACUACCUGUUCUAUUCUCUUGUAAAUAUUUCGGCCCCUUUGCUGCUGGUUUUGUUGGGGCCAGAGUUUCACACUGUCACACCCUUGCUGACAGUUACUAGUUUGAUCUUUGGGUGUUUGUUGCUGGGGCUGGUGUGUCUCGUGCUCUACUACCUCCUCCUGCACCCAAGAGAGAAGUGGCAAGAGGCAGAUGAGGUGGACGGUCUGGGAGGGGAAACGGAGACCACAAAGAGAUUAAAACACUUUCUACAGCCCUGAUAAGGGAUUUAAACAGGAAAUAUCCUCAACAGAGAAAGACUAUGAGACGAUUCUCAGGAGGAUAGAAAAUAGUGCCUGUAAGAAAGAUAUCAGCCUGAUAUGCUCUUUUUUCAUAACUUUAUGAUGCUGCUCCUAGUUGUCUUAUCAUAUUCUAAGUUUAAUGUAAAUUUCCUUGUUGAUCGAAAACUGCAAAAAAAAGGUUACAAUUAAAAGCUUUAUUAUUCAAUACAUAAA
Xyrichtys novacula (pearly razorfish) is the source of this 5462-nucleotide messenger RNA. Lineage: Eukaryota; Metazoa; Chordata; Actinopteri; Labriformes; Labridae. The record is from the annotation of a GenBank genome assembly.